AUGGCAAACGGAGGGGACCAGUUCGGCCUUGCAGAGCGUCCGGACUCGGACUGCAUGGAUUCCCCAAAAGAGACCAAACAUGAGAAUCACAACUACACCUUAAACUCACCAGCUUCCCCGCAGACCGCGUCCAGCCAGCAGGGGAUGGAGGGAAUCAAAGUUUUCCUUCAUGACAGGGAACUUUGGACGAAGUUUGAUGAAGUGGGAACUGAAAUGAUCAUCACCAAGGCUGGAAGGAGGAUGUUCCCGAGCUACAAGGUGAAGGUCACAGGACUCAACCCAAAAACCAAGUACAUCCUCCUGAUGGACAUCGUCCCCGGGGAUGACCAUCGCUACAAAUUCGCAGAUAACAAAUGGUCGAUAACAGGAAAGGCAGAGCCGGCGAUGCCCGGGAGGCUGUAUGUUCACCCGGACUCUCCCGCCACCGGGGCGCACUGGAGCCGCCAGCUCGUCUCUUUCCAGAAGCUCAAACUCACCAACAACCACCUGGACCCCUUUGGACAUAUAAUACUCAACUCCAUGCACAAGUACCAGCCUCGUCUCCACAUUGUCAAGGCGGAUGAGAAUAAUGGUUUCGGCUCAAAAAACACAGCUUUCUGCACCCACGUCUUCUCUGAGACUGCCUUCAUCGCUGUGACGUCCUACCAGAACCACAAGAUUACACAGCUGAAGAUAGAGAACAAUCCUUUUGCAAAGGGCUUCAGAGGCAGCGACGACAAUGAGUUGCAUCGCAUGGCCAAGCUACAAGGUAAGGACUUCCCUGUGGUCCCUCGCAGUACUGUCCGUCAGAGAACCUGCUCCACUGGUAGUCCGUUCAGUGGGGAGGGUCGGGGUCUGCGGGGCUCCCCUGAAGCCGUCGGGUCCCCCUACAGCUGUGAGAAUGGCUUGAACAGCAGCAGUCCCCAGGAGCUACUGAGCUCCCCCCCCCCACACUACAUCCUGCCUCAUCCUCACCUGCAGCAUGGCCAGCAGCAGCAGGUGUACCACUGCACCAAGAGGAAAGUGGAGGAGAACUGCUCUUCAGGAACCCGCCAGCAUCCGUACAAGAAACCUUUCACUGGUAGCUCACCAAGUGAGGGCGAGUCUUACUAUCACCCCUCCUCCUACCCUCCUCCUCCACCCGGUCUCUCCAACAACCCUGCCCUGGGUCUCACUGACUCCCCCUACAGCUCAGACAUGGGACAGCGUCAGGCGUGCAUGUUUGCCGGCUCAGAGCCCAGACUGGAUGAACUCAACUGUGCAUCCUGGUCAUACACCUGCCCGCUCCCUUCUGCCAUGACCCCCAUGGAACCCUACCCGCCUUACACCCCUCAUCCUCCCUACAGCUCCAGCCCUCAGGGCUCUCGACUCAGUGCUAUAGCCCACCAGAGCUCUCCGCCGCUGGGAGAACACAUCACCCACGACCCCUACCAGAGCCAGAGCUCUGGACCUCCAUCUCAGAGCUCCCAAAACAUUCACAGCAGGCAGCUCAGCCCUCCUCUCAGAGAGUAUCAUCGCUACACGCCCAACCUGUCUCCUCCUCUCUACCACACACUAGAGACACACACACACAUCAGGUGUGGAGUCCCAGAAUGGAGUGCAGCCUCUUAACUGAACCAGAGUGGACAGAGAUUCCUCGUCUCAAAUUCAAUGACCCUUCUUUCUGCUCUUCUGAAAGAUGCUGCACCGAAUACGGACUAAAUGUGAUAUUACCUUUGUAAAAUACUUGUGAAAAGUGUGAUUUUGUGCUGUGUGAAGAGGUGUCAUUGGUUAGUUAUGUUUCUCCCUCGUGCUGGAUGGAGCAGUGGAUCGUUAAAGACUUGGACAUCCACGACUCGUCAGAUGUUAAAAGAAAAAAAAAAAAAGAGCAGCACAAUCAAAGUUGUACUUUAUUGUCUUUACAUAACCCAAAGACUGGUGUCACCCAAAUGUUUGCACUGUGAGCCCUGUUAAGGCCAGACCGUUAGCAGCACUAGGCUGUUUUCCUCUCAAUGACUCCCACUCUCUCCAUUGUGAAGGAUGUAAAUUGUGACCCACUGUCAGACAGGCAGUAACAUUUACUGACCAAA
This is a messenger RNA of Morone saxatilis (striped sea-bass), 2048 nucleotides long. It is a transcript of the gene tbx5b, whose product is annotated as T-box transcription factor 5b. The transcript is spliced from 8 exons. Gene Ontology annotation, molecular function: RNA polymerase II cis-regulatory region sequence-specific DNA binding; DNA-binding transcription factor activity, RNA polymerase II-specific. The record is from RefSeq and is a predicted model, not a curated record. Gene Ontology annotation, cellular component: nucleus. Bases 1 to 1590 code for a protein of 529 amino acids. Gene Ontology annotation, biological process: pattern specification process; positive regulation of DNA-templated transcription; regulation of transcription by RNA polymerase II. NCBI's taxonomy places the organism in Eukaryota, Metazoa, Chordata, Actinopteri, Moronidae.